UCGAAAUUUCCUAUUGUAAAAACUGUACAACGCCUACCGGUACUCCCACACAAUGGUCAGAUGAGUUUAAGAUAUUACAUGUCUAAUGCCUGGAGGUUUAUGAAACAUUACAUAAAAUGCUGCCGCCAAUUGCAAAUGCACAAGCCAUUCGCAGUAAACCAAGUGGCAAUUCUCUGAGGUCGUAACUUCGGGGUGUAGGUUAUGUAUAUAACAACGAUAGUCAUCGAGAGCGUUAUCUGUAUGUUGAGAUUGUUUAAAAGCGCAGUGUAUACACAUGUACGUAAUUAUAUACACACUCUGGUCAAAGUUGCGGCCACAAAGUCAAACACGCAUGAAAGAAAUGAGAGAACAAAGGAGACAUAUCUGACCAAUCACAUUUCAGGGCGGGCUUUUCGAAUUCUGGGGCGGCCUGAAUUCCCGCUGCAAAAAGUUGUGCGUUUCCGUCUUUUCACACAAAAAGGAAAUGAGUGAAGUCUGCUGAAACACACGAAAUGAAACCUCGGUUUUAUGAACUCAAUUUAAAGUGCAUUAAGAAUAAAUAUAAACUGGAAUAAAUUUUGAUUCUAUAUUCAAAUCUUACUGGAAAUCCAAUCAUUUCUCGGAAAAGCAACCUGAGAACCAAUUAGAUCACAGCGCGGGACCUGCGGACCACACUGAUCUCUCCUAUAAAUAGGGUCAGAAACGGCUCCUCGCUACUCUCCAGUCUCCUUUUCUGUGUAAUUGUUAUGGCUCGCACGAAGCAGACGGCGCGCAAGUCGACGGGCGGCAAGGCCCCGCGCAAGCAGCUGGCCACCAAGGCGGCCCGCAAGAGCGCGCCGGCCACCGGCGGCGUCAAGAAGCCGCACCGCUACCGGCCCGGCACGGUGGCCCUGCGCGAGAUCCGCCGCUACCAGAAGUCCACCGAGCUGCUGAUCCGCAAGCUGCCGUUCCAGCGGCUGGUGCGCGAGAUCGCGCAGGACUUCAAGACCGACCUGCGCUUCCAGAGCUCGGCCGUGAUGGCGCUGCAGGAGGCGUGCGAGGCCUACCUGGUGGGGCUCUUCGAGGACACCAACCUGUGCGCCAUCCACGCCAAGCGCGUCACCAUCAUGCCCAAGGACAUCCAGCUGGCGCGCCGCAUCCGCGGGGAGCGGGCGUAAUUCCCCAAGGCUGUUCCCUCCGGACUUUGAAAAAGGCUCUUUUCAGAGCCCCCUACUUUGUCAAAAACUGUUGUAACACUUUCUUUCCGAUUGCUCCCUUGGUGAAAGUAAGUUUCUCUUUUUCAAGAAUACUCUGAAACUGUAUUAGAUGGAUCCGCCGGUUUUUAUAACAAAGAAUCGGCUUUGGAUUCAUAGUAAUUCUGUGUAAUGUGUAACAUUCCGUUACUUAGUCUUUCAAACUGCAGUUGUUUGAUGAGGGCACAGAAUGGCUUGUAGGUAUUAAAGAUCAAAAGGGA
Neofelis nebulosa (Clouded leopard) is the source of this 1432-nucleotide messenger RNA. Its product is annotated as histone H3.1. Gene Ontology annotation, molecular function: protein heterodimerization activity; structural constituent of chromatin; DNA binding. NCBI's taxonomy places the organism in Eukaryota, Metazoa, Chordata, Mammalia, Carnivora, Felidae. Bases 726 to 1136 code for a protein of 136 amino acids. The transcript has a single exon. The record is from RefSeq and is a predicted model, not a curated record. Gene Ontology annotation, cellular component: nucleosome.